AAAAAAAAAAAUUUAAAAACUCAAAAUUCCCAUUUCUCUCUCUCUGAGAAAACCCCAAAGCUUUCUUCUUGAGCUCGCAUGAAAUUCCGUACGAAGCUCGCAAAACAUGCCAACCCCAGCUUCACCCUCAGCCUCAGCCUCGUCGAGCCACCGCCGCGCCUCGUCGGACCUCAUGGUCCGAAUAGGCUCCGCGGACUCCGAAAUCAAGCUGAGGGCUCUCAGGGAGCUGAAGAACCAGAUCAUCGGUAACCGCACCAAGAAGCUCUUCUUCCUCAAGCUCGGCGCUGUGCCGGCUGUCUCUUGUGCCCUAGCGGAGGCCCAGGCUCAAGCGCAAGCUGACCUGCUGGUCCAGUCGGCUGCGGCGCUCGGAAGCUUCGCCUGUGGCUUCGACGCAGGUGUUCGAGCCGUGCUUGAUUCCGGUGCUUUCGCUAAUCUCGUCGCUCUUCUCUCCUUUCCGGACAAUAAGGUUGUGGAUGCUGGUGCGCGUUCCCUUAGAAUGAUUUAUCAAUCCAAACGGGCUCCAAAGUAUGAUUUCCUACAAGAGAAAAACAUGGAAUUUCUUCUUUCAUUAUUGAAUAGUGAGAAUGAAACUGUUACGGGACUUGGUGCAAGUAUCAUCAUACAUUCUUGUGAGACUGUUGUGGAGCAAAAAGCAUUAUGUCAUGCUGGGGUUUUAAAGAAGCUUACUAGCCUUCUUGAAGGUUCCCCAAGCCAGAAAGAUGCUAGUUUAGAAUCUCUUGCUACUAUAAUAAAAAAGAAUCCAGAAGCUGCUUCAAAGUUUGUCUCUGAAAGCAGAAGAGCUCUGAGCUCUGUAAUUGACUUAUCUAAAGAUAGGAACCCUCGGACAAGGUUACUGGCCUGCAUGUGCUUAAUUGUUAUAAGGAACACGUCUCCUUGCCAUCUGCAAGAUAUAGGCAUUAAAACCAAAUUGGUUUACCUUUUACUUGAACUUCUUGAUGAUCCUGGGCAAGUUGGAGAGGAAGCUUCCUUUGCGUUUUCUAGUUUACUUGCACAAAAGGAAGAUCUACAGAAACUGGCUUUUGAGGCAAAUGCUAUUGAUAAACUUCAUAACCAUUUGCAAAAACAUUUAUUACAGCCCAGACGUUACCAAGGAAUAUUGUUGGCAUUGGCUGAGCUAUGCUCAAAAUUGGAGAGCUGCAGGUCCAGGUUCCUCUUCCUAGAGGUAUUGAAAUUGGUAACUGAUGCACUGACUCAUGAGGUUGCUGAUGUACGUACUGCAGCUUGCAUUUGCUUAAGAAGUGUCUCUCGGUCAAUCAAGAAUUUGAGUGCAGGUCGUUUUAUGAAAGAAAUGAUUGUUAUUCCCUUGGUUCAGCUUUUACAUGACCCUUCUACUUCUGUCCAGGUUGCGGCCCUUGGUGCUGUUAGCAAUAUUGUGGUGGAUUUUACAACUGCUAAGUCUACAUUUUUACAAUGUGGAGGUCUAAAACUUCUUGUACAAUUAUCAAAAUCAAUGGAUCCAAUUCUAAGGUUAAAUGCUUUGUGGGGUUUGAGGAACUUGAUGUUCCUGGCAGACAACACCUGUAAAGAAGGAAUUUUUUUAGAGCUCACGGCACCCUCAUUAUCAAGCCUUAUCUGUGACCCUGAGCCUUUUGUCCAAGAGCAAGCUCUGGCUCUUGUUCGCAAUCUUGUUGAUGGAUGUUUAGAAUCUAUUGAGUAUGUGUUCGCUGAAGAUGGCAUUAUAUUAGAUGCUAUAGGAAGGCAAUUGCAGAGUACAUCAAAGGCCGAAAUUGGGAUACAGGGAAUGUAUGUGCUCAGCAAUAUUGCCAGUGGGAACGAGUUUCAUAAGGAAGCAGUAAUGCACCAACUCCUUUUACAAGUGAACAAUGGGACCCAAGCUUUUAUACUCAAGUUUUUGCAGAGUAAUGACAGCCAGUUACGUACGGCAGCCAUCUGGACCAUAAUAAAUCUCACUUUUCCAUCAAGUCCUGGUGCAUCCAGUCGGGUUGUAAAAUUACGCAAUGCUGGCAUAGUUUCUCAAAUAAAGACAAUGGUCAAUGAUCCUUGUGUGGAUGUAAAGCUCCGUGUAAGAACCGCACUUGGGCAAUUUAUGACUAUUGGUGACGGCUCAACAUGAUCACUCUUUUCUCAUUUUUCCCUGUCGCUUGAACCCCAAGCAAGCAAAAGAAUAUGGUUGCAGUUUGCAUUUUCACCUCUUCUGUUGGAUAUUAUCCAGCCUUCCAUUGGCGGCCUGCAAAACAUGAUGUAACACAUUGCUUUCAGUUUUUUCCAGUCGGAGCAGUGUGAGAGUUUUCACAUUUUUUUGGUACUCCUGAUCAAAUUACCUUCAAGAAUCUCAUUCCCAUGGUACAUACAUUCUGUAUCCAUUUUGUUGUAUGUUUCAAAUGAUUCAUUAGUAAUAGUCUUGAAUAGUGUACCAUGUGACUCCUACAUAUUGCCUGUCAAAUGUUGCACCAUUAAUCAGAUUGUGAAGAUGAUAUCAUUUCCAAACAUUGUUUGGAUAUGCUAGUGUGACAGCACAUUUCCUAUUUAAUGGCUCUGUAGAAGCAUUAUAAUGGGCACUGAAUGUGGAUGCUGUUUUGCUACUGCAAAGCAGGGUUACUGAUGCCACUGAAGUUUUUCCUUUCCACACUAAACCGGCCUGACUCAUUGCUUUGCUGGCCACUCUAUGCUUGAUCGAAAGGUUCUUGUAACAGCCAUGGAACAGAAAUGAUUUUUUCUGUUGAUGUACUUGGGAUAAUGGUUUAAUAAGGUAUUUGGUAGCUGAUGCAUAAUAUUUGGACUUGAUCCAACUACUUCGAGAUGGUUGGUGAGACCACUGCAGCUUUGGUAGAUAUUUUCCCUUGGUUGAUGAGGCUUGGUAUCAUAUUGGUUAAACCAAUGUUUUCAGUUUUUCGUUUUGUAAUUUUGUUCAAGAUUAAGGUUAGUAAGAUUGGUGUGCAAGUAUAUCAUAUCAGGUGCGCUAGGGGAUUCAAAGUUGAAAUUCAAGCAUGGAGUCACAAGACAAGCAGGAGAAACUUUCUGCAUCAUUUUCAUUUUUUUAAAGGCCAAUUCUUGGUUUAUAGCCUUCACAAUAGACAAUAUCCUUAUCUCUGUAUCUUAGUUGUGUAACAUUAGACCACCCCCCACCAAAAAAAAAAAAAAAAAAAAAAAGGUCCACAACA
Quercus lobata is the source of this 3143-nucleotide messenger RNA. RefSeq names its product ARM repeat superfamily protein. Lineage: Eukaryota; Viridiplantae; Streptophyta; Magnoliopsida; Fagales; Fagaceae. Gene Ontology annotation, molecular function: protein binding. Bases 107 to 2095 code for a protein of 662 amino acids. The record is from RefSeq and is a predicted model, not a curated record. Gene Ontology annotation, cellular component: GID complex. The transcript is spliced from 9 exons. Gene Ontology annotation, biological process: proteasome-mediated ubiquitin-dependent protein catabolic process.